Echinostoma caproni is the source of this 1488-nucleotide messenger RNA. NCBI's taxonomy places the organism in Eukaryota, Metazoa, Platyhelminthes, Trematoda, Plagiorchiida, Echinostomatidae. The record is from the annotation of a GenBank genome assembly.
AUGACUCAACUCCAGCAAGAGGUUUGCGAUGAAGAAAACAACGUCGAACCGGAAGACUCGCCAAGUCGAGGUCUGCAUUUGGCUCGGGCGUUUUACAACUCCUGUUUGGACAAAGCCUCAGUUGAAGCUCGUGGCUUCGAACCGAUGCAGCAAAGUUUGAAACAACUUUUCGGUGGAUGGACGCUUUUGCCAAACGGUUCAAGUGCGGCACUCAUUGUGGGCCAAUUCAAUUUGAGUGACCUCUACUUGCCCCUGUUUCGUCUGUUUGGUACCACCCCAAUUUGUCAGAUCGGAGUUGGAAACAAUCAAUACAAUACUUCAGAAUUUGUAAUUGAUCUGGUUGCUGCUUACCAGAAGUUUAUGAAGGAAUACAGCCAAAUGCUUGGUGUAUCACAAGAAUAUCUGACAACUUUGGAUACCAUCUAUCACUUUGAAAGAAAUAUAGCCAGUCACAACGCGGAACGGGAUGAGCAGAACCCGGAAAACGAAUACGAAGUGACAACGUUGACUGAGUUGCAAAACGCAUGUCCAGUGAUUCGGUGGAAGUCGCUUCUCAACGAACUGUUCAAACCGUUGCAAACAGUCAUUUCGGACAGUCAAUCGGUUGCAAUCAGCGGAAAGAAAUUCCUGCUGGCCAGAUGUGAACUGUUUACUAAUUAUACGAAAGACGAUCAGGGAAUUCGGACGUUGCACAAUUCCGCCGUUUGGUUCUUCCUAUGGAGGACUGUGACACAGAUGCCAAGCAUUGUUCAAAGGAAGCUGGAUGAAUUCAAGCAAAUAUCACUUGGUGAUAUCGUGGACCCGUUGCGUUGGCAAUUUUGCGCGACGGAAGUGGACCAACACUUUGACAGUGUACUAUCACGUUUCUUUGUGCGGGAUCGUUUCAACGAAGAAAUUCGAAAAGAUGUGAACAAAAUAGUUGAAAAUGUACAAACUGAGUUCAAGAAAAUGUUGAAUUCCAGCGCCUGGAUGAAAAAUGAAGAUAAGGUAAAAUCGUUGCAGAAAAUAGAGAAAAUGAACAUAUCGAUCGGCUAUCCACCGGACCUACUGAAUAUUACGAAGGAAAACGAAACAUUCUCACACUUGAAGGAAUUCAACGUGACGACUUACUUUGAGAACAAAUUGAAUUGUUUAGAGUCAGAAAGAAUCAAUGAAUUUCGGCAGCUGAUCAUGAAAGACCAAACCAAGUGGCACAUGUCUCCUAUGGCUGUCAAUGCAUUGUAUGACGAAACCCGGAAUACGAUUAUCAUUCCAGCUGGUAUCCUUCAAAGACCCUUCUAUGAUGGGAAUUAUAGCGUGGCGGUCAACUAUGGGGGGAUCGGAGUGAUCGUGGGACACGAGAUCACACAUGCGUUGGAUUAUCAAGGUUUUCACUACAGCUAUGUUUUGCGUGCAGUAAAUGGCAAGCUUACCCUCUGUGAAAAUAUCGCAGACAAUGGUGGACUGGAGGCUGCGUUCCAGGUGGGUACAUUAUGUUUGUUGGAAUAG